AUGCUCGCCAUCCUCAAAGUGUUCGUGGUGUUCUUGGGGGUCCUGGUCGGCGUGGUCCUGCGCUACGGCAUCCACGUCCCCAGCGAUGUGAACAACGUGACGCUGAGCUGCCAGGUGCAGACCAGUCCUGCCACGCUGCUGGUGAACGUCAGCGGGAAGUACUACGAGUACACCCUGAAGGGGGAGAUCAGCGCCCAGGAGCUCAAUAACGUCCAGGACAACGAGAUGCUGAGAAAGGUGACUUUUGAUCCUGAAGUGUUUUUCAACAUUUUGCUUCCUCCAAUUAUAUUUUAUGCAGGCUACAGCUUGAAACGGAGGCACUUCUUCAGAAACUUGGGAUCCAUCCUGGCAUACGCCUUCCUUGGCACUGCAAUUUCCUGCCUGGUGAUUGGCUCUGUCGUGUAUGGCUGCGUGGCGCUGAUGAAAGUCACUGGGCAGCUUGGGGGAGACUUCUACUUCACUGACUGCCUCCUAUUCGGUGCCAUCGUGUCAGCUACUGACCCAGUGACUGUUCUUGCCAUAUUCCAUGAACUCCAGGUUGAUGUUGAGCUGUAUGCCCUGCUCUUUGGCGAAAGCGUCCUCAAUGAUGCCGUUGCCAUAGUGCUGUCUUCUUCAAUUGUUGCGUACCAGCCAGCGGGUGACAACAGCCACACAUUCGAUGUCACAGCGAUGUUCAAGUCCAUCGGGAUCUUCCUGGGGAUAUUCAGUGGCUCUUUUGCAAUGGGAGCAGCUACCGGAGUUGUGACAGCUUUAGUCACCAAGUUCACCAAACUUCGGGAGUUCCCGUUGCUGGAGACUGGCUUGUUCUUCUUGAUGUCCUGGAGCACGUUCCUGCUGGCUGAAGCAUGUGGCUUUACAGGUGUGGUGGCUGUGCUCUUCUGCGGGAUCACACAGGCCCAUUACACCUAUAAUAACUUAUCUACAGAGUCCCAGCACAGAACUAAGCAGUUAUUUGAGCUGCUGAAUUUCUUGGCAGAAAACUUCAUCUUCUCCUACAUGGGACUCGCACUGUUCACCUUCCAGAACCACGUCUUUAACCCUACCUUCGUGGUGGGGGCUUUCCUUGCUAUCUUCCUAGGAAGAGCUGCCAAUAUUUACCCUCUGUCAUUUUUACUGAAUUUGGGGAGAAGAAAUAAGAUUGGAACAAAUUUACAGCACAUGAUGAUGUUUGCUGGGCUGCGAGGAGCCAUGGCCUUCGCCUUGGCCACCGGCGACCCAGCCCCGUACGCCCGGCAGAUGAUGUUCAGCCCGACGCUCCUCAUCGUCUUCUUCACCGUGUGGGUUUUCGGGGGGGGCACCACGGCCAUGCUGUCCUGCCUGAACAUCCGAGUCGGUGUGGAUGCAGACCAGGAGAAUGUGGGUGUCCCGGAGAGCGAGAGGAGGAGUACGAAGGCAGAAAGCGCCUGGCUCUUCCGCAUGUGGUACAACUUCGAUCACAACUAUCUGAAGCCUCUGCUGACACACAGCGGGCCCCCGCUGACCACCACACUGCCAGGGUGCUGUGGGCCUAUUGCCCGGUGCCUGACGAGUCCACAGGCGUAUGAAAAUCAGGAGCAGCUGAAGGACGAUGACUCUGACCUCAUUUUGAACGACGGGGACAUCAGUCUGACCUACGGGGACUCCACUGUCAACACCGACUCUGUGGCAUCCAGUGGCACGUCCCGGCGCUUCGUGGGCAACAGCUCUGAGGAUGCACUGGAUCGGGAGCUUGCUUUUGGGGACCAUGAACUCGUAAUCCGGGGAACGCGCCUGGUCCUUCCCAUGGACGAUUCAGAGCCACCGUCAAACGUCCUGGAUAACGCAAGGCACGGUCCAGCAUAAGGUUGCUUGGUUUGAUUGACAGUAAUAUUUGCAUAUAUGAUCAAGAAAUAUGUACUACCUAAAGUCUAAUGCAUGUCUCGAAAUGUCUAAGCUGUAUAAAUAUUAUUUAUAUGGUGUCAGAAGAAUAUAAAUAUUCUCUGCCAAGCACUUGUAAAGAACAAGCUGCAAAUUUAAGUUAAA
Nestor notabilis (Kea) is the source of this 2001-nucleotide messenger RNA. It is a transcript of the gene SLC9A6, whose product is annotated as solute carrier family 9, subfamily A (NHE6, cation proton antiporter 6), member 6. Gene Ontology annotation, biological process: sodium ion transport; regulation of pH; proton transmembrane transport. Gene Ontology annotation, molecular function: sodium:proton antiporter activity. The record is from RefSeq and is a predicted model, not a curated record. Gene Ontology annotation, cellular component: recycling endosome; membrane. The coding region runs from base 1 to 1821 and encodes 606 amino acids. The transcript is spliced from 17 exons. Lineage: Eukaryota; Metazoa; Chordata; Aves; Psittaciformes; Psittacidae.